Pundamilia nyererei is the source of this 249-nucleotide messenger RNA. Its product is annotated as cytochrome P450 4B1-like. The annotation marks the transcript as partial. Lineage: Eukaryota; Metazoa; Chordata; Actinopteri; Cichliformes; Cichlidae. The transcript has 2 exons. Gene Ontology annotation, molecular function: heme binding; oxidoreductase activity, acting on paired donors, with incorporation or reduction of molecular oxygen; monooxygenase activity. The record is from RefSeq and is a predicted model, not a curated record.
CCUCUGCGUUUCCUACCAGAGAACAUUGCUAAGAGAUCCCCUCAUGCGUUUGUGCCCUUCUCAGCUGGGCCAAGAAACUGCAUCGGUCAGAACUUUGCUAUGAAUGAGAUGAAAGUGGUGACAGCUCUGACACUGAAGCGAUACCAGCUCAUAGCGGAGCCCACUAUGAAACCCAAGAUCAUCCCCCGACUGGUUCUCCGCUCACUCAAUGGCAUCCACAUCAAGAUCAAACCUUUAGAGACUUAGCUA